Molecule: messenger RNA, 4422 nt
Organism: Syngnathus typhle (broad-nosed pipefish)
Lineage: Eukaryota; Metazoa; Chordata; Actinopteri; Syngnathiformes; Syngnathidae
Gene: gpam
Product: glycerol-3-phosphate acyltransferase, mitochondrial
Exons: 22
Coding region: 532-3114 (860 amino acids)
Biological process (GO): phospholipid biosynthetic process
Cellular component (GO): plasma membrane; mitochondrial membrane
Molecular function (GO): glycerol-3-phosphate O-acyltransferase activity
Source: RefSeq, a predicted model, not a curated record
GCAUGAAUGAACGCACUACGUCAUGCAUAGUCAUAAUGUGCCUCCCCGUGAUUGGGUUUUGUACUUGAUCUCAGCGAAUCCGAGAUAAGACAAUGUUAUCAAUAUUAAUGAGGAGCCUGAGGCGUUUUGCUCCAAUGGACGAAAGGCUGUAAGCACCGCAUUCUGUGUGCCGGGGCCGGAGACGUCAGAACGGCUUAGCGUGGCAUACGGUACCGCAUUACCGACGGCGGCCGAGCUCUGUGGAGUGGACACUAGUGUUGACAGGUUAUUGGAUUUUUUCAUAAAUACGAGUCAACGUAAUGCGACAUUGAAGUCACCCCAUGACGGGGAGUACUCUCGGCCAAUGACCCUGUUCACAAAAAAGCCCACUCUGCCCCCUCAUCGGUGUGCGCGCCGGGCACUGGUGCUGAAACGCAGCACCCACACUGGACGGUGGACCAUCCAUUCAUGAAAGGGACUUGCCAGCUGAACUACUAACUAGUGUGUCCAGUUCGAGGGUGUUGGGUCGGAAGGGGAGGAGAAGAAAAGGCCAUGGAGUUGUCGGACGGCCUGCUGCUGCAGGUCAACAACGGCGAGCAGUGGUGCAACCGCUGGAAGCGGCCCAAUGAUGACUCCGACCGCAGCACCAGUCCGUCAGUUCUGCGCUGCGUGGCCACCACGUGGAAGGAGGGGCUUCUGAACAGGAAGAGGCCCUUCGUCGGCCGCUGCUGCCACUCUUGCACGCCCCAGAGCUGGGAGAAGCUGUUCAACCCCAGUAUUCCGUCGCUCGGCCUGCGUAACGUCAUCUACAUAAAUGAGACCCACACCAGGCAACGCGGCUGGUUGGCACGGCAACUGAGCUAUGUGCUCUUUGUCAUGGAGCGGGACGUUCACAAGGACAUGUUCCCCCGCAAUGUGGUGGAAAACGUGCUGAUCAGCAACAGUGUGGAGAGUGCCGUCUUGAGCGUGGCCGCUGAUUUGGACGAGGCGGGCGUCGCCUCCAGCCGGCCCUGUUCUGAACGCGGCAAGUCGGUCAGGAAAGUCAAGCAGAAAGCCCGACGCUGCCUCCAGCAGAUGGUGGCCAGCGUGUCGCCCGCCUUCAUCAGGCUGACAGGCUGGGUUCUGCUGAGGCUCUUUAAUGGUUUCUUCUGGAGCAUUCAGAUCCAUAAGGGCCAGCUGGAAAUGGUCAAAAAAGCAGCGGCAGAGCGCAACGCUCCAAUGGUCUUCCUGCCCGUCCACAAGUCCCACAUCGACUAUCUCCUCAUCACGCUCAUCCUCUUCUGUCACAACAUCAAGGCGCCGCACAUUGCCGCCGGCAACAACCUCAGCAUCCCCAUCCUCAGCACCCUGAUCCGAAAGCUGGGAGGCUUCUUCAUACGGCGCAAAAUGGAGGAGUCUGGGGACGGCAAGAAAGAUAUUUUGUACAGAGCGCUCUUAUACGCUUACACAGAAGAGCUGUUGCGUCAGCAGCAGUUCCUGGAGGUUUACCUGGAGGGAACGCGCUCCCGCAGUGGCAAAAUGUCCACAGCGCGCGCCGGCAUGCUGUCCCUCGUGGUGGACGCGCUGCACUCGGGCGCCGUCGGCGACGUGCUGGUGGUGCCGGUGGGCAUCUCGUACGACCGCAUCAUCGAGGGGAACUACAACAGCGAGCAGCUGGGCAAGCCCAAGAAAAACGAGAGCUUGUGGGGAAUAGCCUGCGGCGUGUUCAGGAUGCUGAGGAAGAACUACGGCUGCGUCCGCGUUGACUUCAACCAGCCCUUUUCCUUAAAGGAGUACCUGGACAGCCAGAGAAGCCGCCAUGUGGCCCCCCCGCUGUCCCUCGAGCACUCCUUGAUGCCCACCAUCAUUGAUGCGCAGCCCGACGCUCAGCUGUUUGACCGUCAGGAGGAGGCCCUGCAGAACAGAGAACUUCCCGAAGACCUGUGCCGACGACAGCUCAUUAACAACCUGGCCAAGCACGUUCUUUUCAGUAAGCCAAUGUCACGUCCCAAGGUGCCUCAUUGGAAAAGCACGACUGGGCUUGCAGCAGCAGAAACCGCGGCUAACAAGUCGUCCGCCAUCAUGUCCACGCACAUCGUGGCCUGUUUGCUGCUCUACCGACACAGACAGGGCGUGGCGCUCUCCAAGUUGGUGGAGGACUUCUUCAACAUGAAGGAGGAGGUGCUGUCGCGUGACUUUGACCUGGGCUUCUCGGGCAACUCUGAGGACGUGGUGAUGCGGGCCCUGCACCUGCUAGAGAACUGCAUCGCCGUCACCGGCGGCGCCAACCGCAACGGCGAGUUCACCAUCGCACCCGGCCACACCGUGCCGGCCCUCUUCGAGCUCAACUUCUACAGCAACGGCCUCUUCCACGUCUUCAUCGCCGACGCCAUCGUCGCCUGCAGCAUCCUGUCCCUGCAGCGGGAGCAGGCGGCCGAGUUUGAGUUGUCGUCGCCGGCGUCGGCACGAGAUCCCGACGCCGCGGACGCCGGUUCUCCACUCAGUCAAGAGAAGCUCAUCCGCAAGGCCGCCGGCCUCUCGCACUUCCUGGUCAAUGAGGUGGCGGUGGCCUCGCCUUGCCAGACUAUUUACCAGGUGUUCCACGAUGCCGUCACCCGCCUCAUCCAGUACGGCGUCCUCUAUGUGGCCGAGGAGGACCAGGAGGAACUUAGCCCCAGUCCCACCGAAGAACCUUGGCCCCAAAAGUUCCCCGAGCCGCUCUCCUGGAGGAGCGACGAGGAGGACGAGGACAGCGACUUUGGGGAGGAGCAGCGGGAUCGCUAUCUGAAGGUGAGCCUGUCGGCAGAGCACCGGGAUUUCUUUGUGUUCCUGCAGCGGCUCCUCAGCCCCGUCCUAGAGGCCUACGGCGGCGCCGCCAUCUUCGUGCACAGCUUGAGUCAGCCCAUGGCCGAGCCAGAGUACACGCAGCGCCUCUUCCGAUACCUGCUCACGCGCACCGAGAGGAGGAUCGCUGCUUACGGUGAAAGUGCAACUCAUUACCUGGUGAAGAACACAGUGAGGACAUUCAAGGAUCUCGGGGUCCUCAAGGAGCGACGAGAGGAGCGUCUGACCACGCUGGAGCUGAGCGCCACCUUCCUACCUCAGGCCAACCGCAACAAACUGCUGCAGUACAUUUUAGGCUUCUGCCUGCUGUGAUCCCCGAACCUUGUCGCUUCAGGCUCCCCUCCGACGUCACAUAAGGGCUUCUUACUGGUUCUCUCAAAUAUAUGAUUCUAGGUGCUACCAGGAAGUGCCUUCAUAAUUUACAUUAGCAGUACAGCUCCAUAUAUCCAGUAGGCAGCCAAGCUGUCUUUUACAGAAGGCAUCCAUAAGAAGCGAGUAGAAGAGCUGUCGAGCGCGGCGGCGUAGUGCGCAAUCUAGUCUAGUAGUGCACUUUGCUAACCUGUCAAGUCAUUUGGGCUGUACUCAAGAAGCCUUCGAAAGAGCACUGUAGCCUUGUUUCCUCUUAUUGUCACAUUAUCGCAGAGCCAAUGUAGGUGGCGCUCCAAUGUUGUUUUUACCAUCAACUUUCAUGUCUAAGAUAACUAGUUACCCAAAUAUAAAAUCAAAUUUUAGCCGAUUUGGAGGGUUAGUUAGUAGUAGUAGCUAGUAUAACUUUCCUGGAGGUGAAUCAUUUCCCAGUUUUCCGGUACCCGCCGUGGUACGUUGCCCAAUGGGUGAAACGACUCUGCAUGUUCCCAUAGCAACUAUGAGGACGGCGGCAAAUGAGACUGCUGAUUAUUUUGUUGUUGGUAGUGGUAUUAGUUUAUUUUAACACAUGGCCACCUCACAACAGGUCUUAAAAAGUAGCAAAUGUCUCUAAAGCAACAGAAGGUGUGCGUGGAAGGUCCAAGUAAGUCUACUGAAAGAUUUUCUUGCAAGCAUACACGGUUAUUUAAUCUUUCAACCUGCACGUAUUGAUGCAGAUUUGUACAGUAGGACGGCGGCAUGUCAAAGGACAAAACGUACAUAGAUGUUUGAAUGAUUUGGAAUGUGGCAGACAUUUUGUGAAGUUCAAUGCCACUUUUAUGGACUGUACUGCAUGUUUGCUCUCAAGGUCGACUUUGUGUUGUAUUUAAUGGUCCCAAGUCUGUGAAUUAUGUUGAGGAGGAGUCCUGAUGAAUGUAUUGUGUUGUCAUGAUUGUCCAAAACUCAGGUGGACUUGCUGUGUGGACAAAGGAAUAGGGACGCCUGGCCUUGACUGGAAGUCAAAACGAAGACAAUAACAUCACACGGUACGAAACACAAGUGACACAAUGUCAGGUUAAAACGCUUGUAUUAUGGAAGCAGGUGACCCUAUUUUAAAUCUACUGUCUUGGUCUUUUUUAAUGCAUGUUAAUUCCGUAUCACAAAAACACUAUAUAUGUAAAAAGUCAUAAAGACAAGAAUCACCAGCCAAGAGUAAAAGAAGAAAAAAGUCCAGCAUAAUUGUCAGUAGGUUUGUAAAUAAAAUAGUACAAGAGG